This is a messenger RNA of Populus nigra (black poplar), 550 nucleotides long. RefSeq lists its product as uncharacterized. The coding region runs from base 216 to 470 and encodes 84 amino acids. The transcript has a single exon. NCBI's taxonomy places the organism in Eukaryota, Viridiplantae, Streptophyta, Magnoliopsida, Malpighiales, Salicaceae. The record is from RefSeq and is a predicted model, not a curated record.
UGCCAAAACAUGAUACUAACCUUUUGCUUUACCUGGGGCCGAAGCCACUGCCUUCUAGCUAUGGCUGAUGGUUUCUGGUUUCCACUACUCACUUUCACUACUCACUACGUACCGUCACCCUCUAUAAAUAAAACCCCAUUGCAAUCCAUUAUUCCUACUACAUACAGCCAUCUACCUAAAAGAAAGAGGAGAUUUUCAGGUUUAAAGAAGAAAAUAUGAGCACAUCAAGAAAGGCUUGGAUUGUGACAGUACUUAGCAUUGGUGCUGUAAAGGCAUUGAAGGACCAGGGCUUUUGCAGAUGGACCUACACCGUAAGAUCAUUACACCAACAUGCCAAGAAUAACAUGAGGUCAACACCUCAGGCCAAGAAGCUUUCUUCUUCUAUGGCUUCAAGCAAAUUGAGGAAAUCAAGCCAAUCCGAGGAGUAUUUGAGGAAAGCCAUGUACUUGGGUUGCUGGGGUCCGUAUUAAUGAAUUAAGAAGUUCGACGUGAGAAGCUCAAGCCUAUAAAGUGUUUGUUUUUGUUGUGUGUCUCUUGUGGUUGAGAUAUG